This is a messenger RNA of Anopheles darlingi, 597 nucleotides long. RefSeq names its product programmed cell death protein 5 (gene PDCD-5). The transcript has 2 exons. The record is from RefSeq and is a predicted model, not a curated record. Lineage: Eukaryota; Metazoa; Arthropoda; Insecta; Diptera; Culicidae. Gene Ontology annotation, cellular component: cytosol; nucleus. The coding region runs from base 102 to 491 and encodes 129 amino acids. Gene Ontology annotation, molecular function: DNA binding.
UGUCAAAAUUCCCGGUUUGUCAAAAUUCCAGUUUGUUUUGUCCUGCAUGAACUCAAUUUCCAGUUGAAACUUGCGCGAAAUCGACGAAUUAAUCCACAGAAAUGGACGAUCCAGAGCUCGACGCGAUCCGCCAGCAGCGUCUGCAGCAGAUGCAGGGCUCCAAUCCCGAGCAACAGAAGGCCCAGCAGGAGCAGCGACAGGCGCAGGAAGAUAUGAAGAAUUCGAUGCUGGUUCAGCUGCUGGAUCAGGAUGCACGGGCGCGAUUGAAUACGCUUAAGCUUAGCAAACCGGAGAAAGCGCAGAUGGUGGAGGGCAUGAUCAUCCGGAUGGCCCAAAUGGGACAGAUCGGUGGCCGGCUGGAUGACGCCAGUCUGGUGAAGCUGCUGGAAAGUCUCAACCAACAGAUGCCUCGAAGCAAUUCCACCGUCAAGUUCGAUCGACGACGAGCAGCUAUGGAUUCCGAUGACGAUGACGAUGAUUAUGGUAUAUGAAAGGGCCCUUUGCGAGUGAUAACCAACCCACGAUCCGGCCCACGAUCCGUGUCAUCUUGUGUGUUCGCUUCACUGAAUAAAUGAAAGUUACUCUCUCAACACGAAG